UCCAACAGCUUUCAGCAAACAGAGUUGGAUUCCUUUAACCUCACAGUCCUGCCGUUGUGGUCCAGGAAGCAGAGGGAGGGGAGAACUCAUAGCAACAAUGGCUUUGGGACAUCCUGCUGGCUCUUGAAACGGCUGCCAUCCUCCCCUCCGAAAGAGCUUUCUCGCCAGCCAGGAGGACCUUCUGCUCUUUUCCCCAAGCGAGGAAGGGGAUGGAAGAAGAUCCCACCAAGGCAGGCCUGGUCACCUAACCUGGGCUUUUAGGGGCUUCCAGCAGAGGCUGCCAAGGGGGGUGGAUAGGCCUCCUCUUUGUGUGCGUGACAUAUGCGUCUUCCUGGAUCAGAACAAAUGGGAUACAGAGGAAGCAAGGAGAGAAUGAGACGCUAUCUCAGAAAGCUGAGAAAGGAAGCUUCACUGAUGGAGCCUGAGCAGAUCCAGGAGACACAUUUGUUCCCGCGGAGAACCCAUAGAAUACAUGAAGCCAGCGAUCCUGCCUCGGCCAAAAAGUACCAUGAUGUCACAGACACUUUCAUCAUGAGUCAAGUUCCUGGAAGUGAGGAGUUGGAAGAGAAGGAAGAUUCGUCUCUUUCCAAUGAUCUUGCACUUCUCUUUGUUAUGAAAGAACAUAUGUGGGAUGGAUCUUCUCAUCCUGUGGAGAAGGACCCUUCCCAAGAACCGGAAAGAGGGCCAAGAGAUUUAGAGAACUGGGAAGAAUCUUCCGAUGGAAAACAGAAUCUCAGUGAAGGACAGCUCAGCUUGAAAGAGAGCAGGGAAUCUUCCUUAAAUUCCUUGGAUGGGGAAUUCGUAAGUUGUUCUUCCACCAAUUCCCAGUCUUUCCUUCUGGAUACAACCAGCCCUGCUCUCUCCUAUCCCAGGGCAGUCAGUGCAGGACAGAUGGAGAGCCAAGUCCGUGAUUCUAGUUUUGGCCAACCUCCAAGUUUGUGUGACACACACUCUCCGACAUGGCAUGAGGAAUCAGCAAUGACAGACGCUCUUCCUUGUCAAGAAGACUCGGUCAAUGAAUCUCCUUUGGUGACUCAUAAUGUUUCAGAUUGCCACAAAAGUGCUGAUUUCUCCAACUGGAAACUGGAGACACAGCAGGAGGAGAGCAGAAGCUCUUACGAUGGAAUGGACGUUGCAAUGAGAAUCAAUGAACUUUCCUCUAAAAGAGAAGAAGCGAGUAACCGAUUGAGCAACCUGUCUUCCGAAGAGGAAGAGUUGAAUUUAGAGGGGACACAAAGAAAAGCGGACAACGUUCUAUUCCAGGUAUCUGCCAAAGAAGCGGAGGAACAUUCAGAUGUUGAUGAUGAAACGGGAGGUUUGGAGGAGAAUGUUCUCAACUUCCUCGUUCUCCAGCUCCAGGAAGAGGAAGAGAGUAACGCCGAAGGGAGCAGCUCUCCGUUACUAAAGAAAAACAUCCAAACCGAUGAUAAUGUAAGCAAUGUGAAUUGUGAGGAAUCGGAGUCAGACCAAAACCGGCUAUCGUCAACCACCAGGAAGCCAGAAUUUGCAGAAUCAAAGGCGCUGGAGUUGGCAGGCAGCGAGGAAGAGGGAGGGAAGGAUUUGAAUGAGAAAGCAGCAAAGAGCAACACGGCGACAAAUCUGGAGGAAGUAGAGCGGUCACACAAGGACCAAGAAGAACAAGAAUGGAUGGUGCGAGCAACAAUAGACUCCGCGCCUAUCAGAUCGGGCCAGGACACACUGGAUUCUUUGGAAAACAAUCUGGCUCUUUCUGGUGUAAACGAUAACAGUUCUGAAGAACUUGCUUUCUCUUUGAAGGAGGUGUCCUCAGCAGAUCACUCUCCAACAUCAGGUUGCAUAUUGCCCGAACCUUGCAUCCAAACAACUACUAUUCCAUUCCCUGGAAUGACCCCUGCAGGCUUUCAGACAGGUAGUGGAAGCCCAAGGAUGCAGGCUGCCCUAUAUCACAGCUGUGGAGAAGUGGAACACUCCGGCAUCUAUGAUGAAGCAAAGACAAUGUUCUGUGGUGAUCAAGAUAGUGCACAACCCACUGUGGGUUUUGGAGAAGAGGAUGUUGGAAAAGAGGAAAAUGCUAGGAGUGUUGAUGGUGAACAAAUAACACAAUUGUUUACAGAUGUAGCGUCAGGCAAUGACUCCCGAGAUCUUCAUGGUUCUCAAGCUACAGACAGUUCUUCUGAUGCCAAAGAAAAUCCUGUCCCAUCGUUGAGGACUAUCAUCACCGCUCUCCUGCAAGAAGGUCCCAUUAAGGGAGCCACGGAUGAGACUGUCACUUAUGCAGGAGAUGAAUCAGUUUUACAUUUCUCCAGUCAACCAGACAGAGCGACCGGUGAUGAUGAAGCUUCAGUAUUGGACAGUGAUGGAGAUGAUCGUCUUCCCACUUUUGGUGAAGACUUCCUUGAAGACACUCAGAGUUCUCCUUCCAAAGACCUCCCAAAUCCCUCUCUAGAAGAAGGCCUGUCCAAUAUAGCCAAAGAGAUGAUCAAAUUAAGUCUUUCUUCCUGGGGUUCGGUGGAAGACACUACUGAAAAUGAUGUGAAGUCCCACCGACAACCGAAACCCACAAUUAAGAAUGCUGCGUUGUCCGGGAAGGAAGCAGCAACAGACACACAUUGCACGGAGGAUGAAAGCUUAACCAGUGAGUCACCAUAUUUUGCAGUUCUUGGAAAAGAGAGAACAGAAUGUGGCUGCAAUGCCGACAGCCUCCCGUCUUGCAGGACCCUUUUUGCAAUGACCACCGAUGCAGCUCAGCUGACACAACCUUUGGCCCCAGUUCCAGAGGGGGACUCAGAGCAGAUUUUGUCCUUCAAAUCUGCUUCGUUUUUGUCCUCCAGGAAGCCUCUCCAGUUCGUAAUCUCCCCAUCCACGGCAAAUUUUAAUGCCCAGCCAACUCCCCCAGGCCUUAAUCCUGACCGACUUCUAGAACAAUUGUCCUCUUCCAACCAGGUUAAUCCAUUAGCCCCUAAAUCUUCCGCUAACGAGACUCUUUUGGAGCAUUCGUCUUUAGCCCCUGAAACCAGAUUAUCUGAGCAGCUUUCCGCUUCUGAAGGUGACUUGGAUCAGUGUUGCCAAGUUCCACAUUCCGUAUACAGCUUUAAGCAGUCUGUACCUGUGUCACACCAUGCCACUUUACCCAUUCUGUCUAGACGUUCCGUGUUUCCUUCAUUUAGUAUCAAUGCAGGUUCCCAGCGGACUAAAGAGAUCGCACAAUCUGUAGCUGCUGGACCGGGCCACAACUUCCAGGCACAACCUCCACGCAUCACUGUUAGCCGGGGUUCUCACCGUUCCCAAUCAGAUUCCAAUUCCAGGAAGCAUCUCCUAGUCGGGGACAAUCCUUCUACACAGCAGAGGACCGACGCUUCAGAAAACAGCCCCCUUGUGUCCCACACAGGAAGCAAUGAACCGACACAUCUCAGCCCACAGGUGGGCCGCCGUGCCUCUUGGAAUUCAUCCUCUAUUUCCAAACGAGGUGACCUUGUCCUGGUUUCAAGUUUGGACGAUACAACGGAAGAGUUUUCUGGUCUUCCAUUGGCCACGUGCUCUGAGUUGGGCCUUUCUUUUUCGGACUUGCAAGGUGGAUUUUUAGGAAAUGGUGCCAUGGGUGCAGAUUCCUUCAUCAGCGUCUCUGAAAUGGUGUCCAAGUUUGAAGAUACGCCCGAUGGGAGGUCUUCUAGCUAUACUCUCCAUUCCUCGGGAGGUCGCGAGAAACUGUGCGAAACCAAGUCCACAAAUGUAAGGCAGGCUCCUUCUCUUUUAGCAUUCUCUAACCCAAUCCACUUUCUCCAGCUUGGACCUCCUUCGCCCCCAAGUUUUCCAUACCCAGGGGGGCAUCAGGAUCUCCAGUGGCCAGAGCAAGAGACCAAGAUUUCAGAUGAUCCAACUGCAUCUUUCUCUGAAGGUCCAGGAAGGUUCAGGAAAGUCCUUGAAAAAACAGUGGGGGAACCUGUUUCCCUGGCGAUCCAUAGAAGAGGCCUGGAAGGCAGACAUCCGCGCCUGGAGAAGUCCUCCAGCUGCCCAGACAAAAACACCAUCGGGUUGGGCACCAAAGAAUCCGCUUUCGGAACAAAGAAGCAGGAGGCGGGGGCCAAGCAACGAGCAAAAAGCAAAGAUUGGCAUCGACAGCGCUUAAGAAAGAUUUCGAUGCCGACCGACGGUGCUGUAGACGUCUCCAUAGCCUCUCUCCACUCAAAAGAGGAAGCCGCCGCGCACAAGGACAGAGCCAACCACUUAGACUGUGUGAAAUACGGAGAGAAGAAAAUGCCAGAAAGCCUAGAAAAUAUCAAACGGCGCCGUUCCAAACUAAUAAAUUCAUCAAAACUGCUCUACCAGGAAUACAGCGACGAUGCCCUGAACAAAGCAAUCCAGAGCCAAAAACAGGCAGAUUCCUUGUCUGAAGAGGUGGAAGAGGUGGAACCGAUCUCUCCCAAGCUGCGGAGAAAGGUGCUGAUCUCCCAGGACUCUUACCUGCAACGCCUAUCCGUCUCGUCGGGCUCCUCACUGUGGCAGGACAUCCCCAUGGUUCGAGGGAGCACCAUGCUGCUGAGCAUGACCCGCGAGGAGCAGAAGCUGCAAGAGGCCAAAUUUGAACUAAUUGCAUCCGAAGCCUCUUACCUGCGGAGUUUGAACGUAGCCGUGGAUCACUUUCAACAUUCCCAGGAACUUCAGGGGGUUUUAACCACGCAGGACAAGCAGUGGCUUUUCUCCCGUCUUCAGGAUGUGCGGGACGUUAGUGCCAAUUUCCUCUUUGAACUGGAAGAGAAGCUUGAGGAGAACAUGUUCACCUUCAACGUCUGUGAUGUGGCACUCAGAAACGCACCAGAAUUUCGCAGGGUUUACUUGCCGUAUGUGACCAACCAGACCUACCAGGACCAGACUUUUCGGAGACUCAUGAACGGGGUUCCUGCUUUCCAACAGGUCUUGGAGAAACUGGAAAGUGACCCGGUGUGUCAGCGCCUCUCCCUCAAAUCCUUCCUCAUUCUCCCAUUCCAGCGCAUCACCCGACUGAAGCUCCUUCUCCAGAACAUCUUGAAAAGAAUUCCACCUGGGGCCGAUGAAGAAGUCCAGGCCACACAGGCAUAUGACGCUCUUGAAAAGCUCAUCAAAGAUUGCAAUGCAAAUGUCCAACGUAUGAAGAGCACCGAAGAAUUGAUUCACUUAAGUCAAAAUAUGGAGUUUGAAUGCAAGAUCUUCCCACUUAUCUCACAAUCUCGUCGGCUAGUAAAACAUGGAGAACUUACAGCUCUGGAAUAUAAUAUCAGCUUAAAGUGGAAGCUUACUACCAGACCCAUCUACCUCCAUCUCUUCAAUGAUUACCUGCUUCUUUCUCGACCCAGGGAGAAUGGCCGUUUCAUUGUGUUCGAUUACGCAGCCUCCUCGGAUGUGCGUGGGGAAAAAUGUGAAAUGAAACUCCACGGCGACAACAAAAACCUUUUCCGCCUUUUCCUGCUGCAGAACAAUCAAGGGAAGAAAGUGGAAUUCCUCUUCCGCACAGAAACACAGAGUGAGAAGCUGCGAUGGAUUUCUGCCCUUAUGCCCCAGCAGCCUGAACCUGACCUGUUGGAUGAUUCUGAUGCCGCUCAAGUGCAGUGUGUGAAAUCCUACAAGGCACGAGAGCACGAUGAACUGACUUUGGAGAAAGCCGACAUCGUCAUGGUCUUGCGGCAAAGCAGUGAUGGCUGGAUUAAAGGCGUGAAGCUCUCUGACGGAGAGAGAGGCUGGUUUCCUUUCGAUCACGUGGAGGUUAUCUCCAGCAGGCAAAUCCGGCAGAUGAACCUGAAGGAGGAGCAGCGGGUCAAAAACGCCAAACAGCAGGUCUUUCGCCGGAGAUAAAAGAUCCCCUUUCUCCAGAUGACCCUCCACCCUGUCCCUCCAACCCAGGAGGACGUUGCAAGGUGUUAAACUGCGUGUGUCAAAGACGAGACUUGAAGGGGCAAAGCACAAGCUGCUGUCACUGGCAUCGGUCGUGCCAGUCUGUCACCCCUGUUGGAAAAAGCAGGAGGAAAGAACUGCAUGGUUUUUCUUCUGGUUGCGGAGAAGAGGAAGAGCCAAGGAAAUGGACAAAGAUCUUCCGAAAAACUGAGCUUUGCUCUGCCACGUUUAAAUGCACAAAUCCGCCGGCCAGGGAGUUUGCUUCAGCUCUUGCAAAAAAAUUAUAAAGAAAACGCUUUAGCCCCCCUCACAGAAAGAUGUUGAGGCUAAAAUGUUAAUAUUUGAACGGGCUUUGGACUGUCUAGCAGAAUGCAGUAGGGGGAAAAUACACUUUGUGGUAUUCGGAUAUAAAUGGCCUUUUCUUUCCAUUUUAGCAUCGUGCGAAAUAAUGUUCCCACCAAAGAAAGAAAGACGUUACCACAACGGCUGGCGGGGAAAAAAAAUUAGGUCCAGGUUUCUAGCAUGAUUGGCGUUCUGAUGUGGCUCUGAUCCCUUUUGCAGCCCCCCAACAUGUGUCUGCACUUGCACAUU
Thamnophis elegans (Western terrestrial garter snake) is the source of this 6435-nucleotide messenger RNA. RefSeq lists its product as uncharacterized. Gene Ontology annotation, molecular function: protein binding; guanyl-nucleotide exchange factor activity. Lineage: Eukaryota; Metazoa; Chordata; Lepidosauria; Squamata; Natricidae. Gene Ontology annotation, biological process: activation of GTPase activity. Gene Ontology annotation, cellular component: cytoplasm; nucleus. The transcript has 15 exons. Bases 322 to 5805 code for a protein of 1827 amino acids. The record is from RefSeq and is a predicted model, not a curated record.